This is a messenger RNA of Fomitopsis serialis, 1737 nucleotides long. RefSeq lists its product as uncharacterized. Bases 1 to 1737 code for a protein of 578 amino acids. NCBI's taxonomy places the organism in Eukaryota, Fungi, Basidiomycota, Agaricomycetes, Polyporales, Fomitopsidaceae. The record is from RefSeq and is a predicted model, not a curated record. The transcript is spliced from 6 exons.
AUGCCUGAGGUUUAUCAGGAUGGCAUCACCGCGGAAAACCAGUGUCAUGCUUACCUUCUGGCUAGCAUGUGGCAGCCUCAUGCCCCGGAUAAGAAUACCGCGGAAAGCGACAUCAUUGCAGUUCAUGGGCAACACAUCUCGGUCGUUCAUCAGGAAAAAGUGGGUCUCGGUGGCAGUGGGGCUGAGUCCCGACCCGCGGGUCGAUUGGAACCGUCAAUUGCCAUUACACACGCGAACAAGGGGUGCCUGGCCAUGAGGGAUUGCGAGUGUGGGCAAGCCCUCUGGCCGACCGGGGCUGGAGAGCGGCCGGAACGUUGGAGACUAGCAGUGCCCGGCCGGCGAGGCCUCCGGCCGGAACGUUGCAGCGUUGGUGGGGCACCGGGGCUGGAGAGCGGCCGGUGGGAGAGCAGUGCCCGGGGCGAGGCUCCAGCCGGAACGUUGCAGCGUGGUGGGCACCGGGGCUGGAGAGCGGCCGGAACGUUGGAGACGAGCAGUUCCCGGCCGCCGAAUGCUCCGGCCGCGACGUCUCAAUCGGCCGCUAGAAAGUGUUUGGGGGGGCUAUGGCUGGCCGCACCUUUGCGAAUGUACGUCCCGGCGAAACUGUCUACAACGUUGACCCGGACCCCUCCAGCCGGCACCGGCCGCACCGUUCCAGACGGCCAGAUCUCACUCCGGGUUUACCGUUUGGAACGUCAAAUCUUACUCAGUAGGCUCAGCUCUCGAGCUCCACACCGUCGCCCGUGUCUCCACCACCGACCUCGUUCCGUGGUCUUACCAAGGCCCUCAGAACCUCUCACUCGGACGGUCUGCAAGACGAACAGCGGGCAGUGCGAGAUCGCCGCACGCCCGGUAGUCGUUCUAUACACCCGUCCCCCACCUCGAGUCUUCGUCCCUCAGCAACUGUCGACUCUCCCAGCUCGGAUGACCUGCGAGGUGAAGGCCGGACCGAGUGAUGUCGCCGCUCGCCCGCCGAGGUCGAGCGAGUGUCUCCAACUUGCAAAACGCUCAAGGACAAGGCCCCGAUUAGAGAGAGUAACCAAACAAGAAAGCAGUCGACAAUCCGCAUGGUCCCUCACGCUGGCAGGCGGUAAGAUGGAUACAACGCCGUGCGAGAUCACCGCACGCCUCGUAUCCAUGCUGUACCUUCCAACUCAACGUGUGCAGUCGAGCGCACGGUUCUCCCUCGACCUUCUGUGCAUUUACCGGCUUCUGCACUUGAUCGCUACACAUCGGCUGCCUCGCAUUCGCAAGCUGCGCUGGCCACCCACACAUCUCGGGCUGACGCUACACCUUCACCCGUCUCGCGCCACAACCAGUCAGCUGCUCACGGAAACUCUCAAACAGACGGACAACGUCAAAACGGCUCCUUCAACUGCAUGUACGAAUGGCUUACAGGAUGGAUACGACACUGUGCGAAACCGCCGCGCGCCUCAUAGCCAUCCAACGCCUACCAACUCGGUGUUGGCAUCCGUGUAUGAUUGCCAUUGUACCGACCUCAUGUCUCGGCCUGCUGAUUCCUGGAAUCACUCGAGUGCCCUGCAUGCAAAUACAAAUGUGUCAUACCGCGAGCAAUGUCAAACCCAAGUCCGUGCUCUUCACGAGAGACAUGAAGCUGAAGCACGAGCACGACUUGAAGCACGUAGACAAGACUGGGUGCUUAAUGACGAGGAAGCCAUGCUCGAGUAUGUGCAAGCUCAGGCCAACAAGCACUGUGAGAGAGCGAGAGCACAAGCAUAA